Messenger RNA from Aspergillus aculeatus ATCC 16872, 2523 nucleotides. RefSeq lists its product as uncharacterized. Gene Ontology annotation, molecular function: zinc ion binding; RNA polymerase II cis-regulatory region sequence-specific DNA binding; DNA-binding transcription factor activity, RNA polymerase II-specific. Lineage: Eukaryota; Fungi; Ascomycota; Eurotiomycetes; Eurotiales; Aspergillaceae. Gene Ontology annotation, biological process: positive regulation of transcription from RNA polymerase II promoter by galactose; DNA-templated transcription. Gene Ontology annotation, cellular component: nucleus. The transcript is spliced from 6 exons. The record is from RefSeq and is a predicted model, not a curated record. Bases 150 to 2465 code for a protein of 771 amino acids.
CCACCACCUCAUCUCAUCCCAUCGGACCACUAUUCUGAGCCAGCAGAUUCGAUCCAGACAGUAUUCGACCAAUUUCAACCCGUGCACAUAGUAAUCAAGCCUCGGGCGUCUUUCGGGUGGCUCCUUCCACCAUUUCAAAUACCCACCCGAUGCCGCGAAAACCAAAUCCACGGAAGCGCCAUGCAGUCGAAGACCACAACAGUGGCUCUGAGCUGAAUAUGACCAGCUCAAGACGACAGAAGCGGGGAAAAUAUGUCUCCCAAGCGUGUGACCAGUGCCAACAAAGGAAGAUCAAAUGUGACGGAUUACCCCUUUGCACACCUUGUGCCGUGUAUGGGCGCACCUGCGGCAAGCGAAGCACCGACAUGAGGCGUCGAUCGGCCAGGAACCAAACGCAGGGUAUUCAAGAUCGCGGUUCGACCAGGAGGCGUGACAGUCUUGAAACAACGGAGACAGUUCGCUCUCACAGCACCAUGCCCCUGAACAAUUCACCUAAGAAUCAUGGUCACGAGGGUAGUCUUACAACCCAUGAGCUGGCAGCUCGCCUGGAGCAUCUAGAGCAGCUGGUCCAUCACAAACUCGGCACCCUGGCUUCCCAUUCGAGCGUGAGUGUACAUGGUGAGCGAGAUCCUGACGCUGUGACAGCGACACACCCUGGGUUGCGCUCAGAAGGGACUCGUCCAGAUACUACCCCAAGGCAGAAACAGUCUACUCAAGUCCAACGACUCAGCUUCUCAGGGGAGACGUCCAUUCAAUACACUCUUAAACAGGUUGAGGGUCAUUUGGUGAAUUUAGACCACAGAUUUGAGACUACGAUUGCUGUGAGUCCAGAUCGAAUGUCGACACCGGCCUUGACCCCCCCGUCCUCCCCAAGUGGCGAAGCCACAUCUCGCGUGGCAUCCGAUCUCCACAGGCUUCUAGACAGACAUGGUAUUGCGGCAGACAAGGCUCAAUGGGACAGGAUUCUGCACACUUUUUGCAACGAGAUUCACAUCAUGUAUCCACUCCUUCAUCUCCCGACCCUGUGGCACCGAUACACGGAGAUGUGGACCACAUGGUCUUUGGCAGAUAUGGAGCCCUGUAUGCUGAUCAGCCGCCACAAACAAUUUGCGAUGGCUCAGAUACUGAUUUGUCUUGCCACGGGACGUUGUACCGCAUCCCCUCGCAUUGCUGGUGCAGAGGCUCGGCACUCUGCUGGGUGGAGUCUGUACAGAGCGGCGGCAGAGCUCGUCGGCGACAUACUCGAUUGCUUCGAGGAGUGCCCCGAUCAAAUCUUGGUGUUGCAGACUCUAGCUUUGAUGGUCAUUUAUCUAUUCCGUUUGGAUAUAAUUGGCAGGGCAGAAAAGCUUCUCGCGAUUGCCAUUUCUCACGCUCAUUACCUGGGGCUUCAUCGGUCCCUGCCUGUUGUGGACGGGCUGAAACCAUCCGACGUCGAAAUCAAUCGGCGGCUUUGGUGGUGUCUCUAUACCAUGGAUCGCCGACUCGCCAUCGACACUGGACGCCCAUUUCUGAUCCAAGAUAUGAACGUGAAUACACAGUUACCGCAGGGCCUAGAUGAUGAUUGCCUCUUUUAUCGUCAAGUGGGCACAGAUUUGAGUCUAGCCUCCGCCCCAAACACACUCGACAGAGCCAAUGGCGCAGUGACCCCAAUCCCGUACCUUGCUGCAAUGGUGACCUAUUCUCGAGUGCUGGGAAAGGUUUGGGAAGGGAUGUACGGCGCUGAUUCAGCCAUGCAAUCUCCUCCUCGAAACAGUCGCCUGCUUCGCGAACACUUCGAGCACUUGAUCUCUCGGGCGCAAAGGGAGGUCCCACCAGAGUUUGUCUACCAUUUUUGCCAGCAGGAAUCCCAAUCCAAGAAGCCAGUAGGCUGGCUAGUCAAGCAGCAAAAGCUCAUGCGGGUCCGAUGGCUCUCGCUGCGCCUACUCAUCCGCAGGCCCAUGCUUCAAGAGACCACCUCUUCCCCAGCCAUCAUUCUUACCGGGCUCGACAAUGAACGGAUCUGUGCACAAAUUGCCAGUGACGUGAUGCAAGAGUGCAUUGAGAUUUCCGAGGAGCAGACGAUCUUCACAUAUCCUUUUUUUCAUUAUCUACUGAGUGCUGCCAUCAUCUCAAUCGGACUCAUAAUCAAACAGCCGUCUUGCAAGGAUGCAUUUGGCGACAUAGCCCUGAAGGCAAUUCAAGUUCUGGAAUUCUACCCUCGUAGAACACGGAUCUCAGGGAAGUUGAUCCGGAAUGUGUCAAAGCUGGGUCACAUCGUACGGCGAGUUAUGGCUCACAGCGCUCCCUCUGAGGGAGUUCAUACAUCCUGCCUGUUUGCCAACCGUGGUUACGUUUCGAGAGAAUCAGCGGAAAGAUCAUUCGAGUGUGCAGAUCGGGGGGAAUCCGUGGUACAAGAGAUGCAGUGGCUCGAGGCGCUUUUUGGCAAUUACCUCGAUUCGAAUCUAAUCGUUCGUCCUGGUGAAUGAUUGUGUAAAGCCUAGAUUCUUAAGAUCUGCAAAGAUAUUGAGCAUAAAUGCCGAGGUC